Mucor mucedo is the source of this 354-nucleotide messenger RNA. RefSeq lists its product as uncharacterized. NCBI's taxonomy places the organism in Eukaryota, Fungi, Mucoromycota, Mucoromycetes, Mucorales, Mucoraceae. The coding region runs from base 1 to 354 and encodes 117 amino acids. The record is from RefSeq and is a predicted model, not a curated record. The transcript has 3 exons.
AUGUCUCAACAUAACGCUGAAGUCUUUACAAGAAAGCCCAAUGGCGCCAUAAUUCCAAACACAAAACUACGCAAACGUUUCAAAUGGCUUAAGAUUGACUUGCAUUUUGUAACACCCAAAGAAUCAAACAAACCGAUCUUAAGCCAUAACAGUUUGAAAGACCACGCCAUCAUAUUCUUUUGGGGACAUUUUUAUUUUAAUACAUGCUUCGCCAAGUUUUUGGUGAUGUCAAAUAUCAUGAACAUGAGCAUAACUCAUUUAAAGGCACUAUUUAAGGUUUACGCUCGUAAACGAAAUGAUACUAUUAUAGUGCCAAAAGAGUUGUUAAAGAAUUAUGUGGUUCAUAACAAUUGA